Alternaria postmessia is the source of this 1770-nucleotide messenger RNA. RefSeq lists its product as uncharacterized. The transcript has 3 exons. Gene Ontology annotation, cellular component: early endosome; extrinsic component of endosome membrane; late endosome. Gene Ontology annotation, molecular function: phosphatidylinositol binding. The coding region runs from base 1 to 1770 and encodes 589 amino acids. Gene Ontology annotation, biological process: endosome to lysosome transport; protein targeting to lysosome; early endosome to late endosome transport. NCBI's taxonomy places the organism in Eukaryota, Fungi, Ascomycota, Dothideomycetes, Pleosporales, Pleosporaceae. The record is from RefSeq and is a predicted model, not a curated record.
AUGACGGAGAGCAUGAGCCGGGAUCCUGACGUCCCUCUUCCGCAGCCACCAAGCUCUCAAACCCCAAUAUCGUCUAUACCAGGAGCCACUGGGAGCACUUUGCAAAACCAUACUCGUGCUACGACUCGCCCAACAGAAACUCAAAAGACUCAAGUGGAUACUGCUUCGGACAAAGCAACCGCAGCAUUCAUUCGGCGUACUCUCUGUUCCCACAAUGUACUACUUGGAAACGGCGAGAAAGCACGCAGUACACCACGCCCAAUCGGAGACGUGCUACCACCUCUGACAAGCUCAAAUGAGGUCGAUCUUCAGUUAUACGGUAUUAUUUCUGUGAUCAUCAAGGAGUUCGUACAGACGUGGUACUCGAAGAUAACUCCAGAUCAAGUAUUUGUCAACGAAGUGAUUCAAAUUAUCGCUCACUGUACCCGUGGUCUGGAACAACGCCUCAGGAAAGUCGACCUGGAAUCACUGUUACUAGACGAGAUCCCUGAGCUGCUUGAAGCUCAUCUGACAUCUUUCCGAAUAGCGAAGAAUCAAGCCGCCUCGUCAAAUUCACUGGUAUCAGAUCCUCGUCUGAUCUAUCAUACGCUCCACCCACACCCUGCACUUUCUCCUGUUCCGACCGAUGAUGCACCAGCAACAGUCCUCGAGCAGCGCGAAAGCGAGUCGGCGUGGCGCCAACUCCUCAUCCACGGAGUGUUGGCUUUAUUGCUACCGACAGAAGACUUGAAGAAUGGGUGUCUACGCGCCCUGGUGGCCGAAAUUUUCGCCGAGAUGAUCCUCGGAAACGGCAUUAGCGGCAAAGCCUGUGAGGGAUGGGUAUUAUGGGAAGGCAUCACAAGGAUAGCUGAGGUUCUGCAGACCGAUGCUACCAAAGAGAAAGAUCCCCAGUCAGACGACCCUAACGCAGAACAGUCGUUGACCCGUCUUGAGCGUUAUGGGCUGCUGUCUCCACACGGCGGGACAGAAGUUCAUCCAGAAGAACGACUGGACGCCGGCCAGAAUCGCCAUAAUACUCCGGUCGUAUACACUUCUGGUGCAUUCUGGGCGAUCAUCCAAUACGCUUUUUUGGCGUUUACUGCGGUGCGCGCGGUGAUUUUGAGUCUUGCGACAUUAUCUUCUCUUCCGUCAAGAAUUGCCACAAGCGAACAGUCAUCUGUUGAGGCCGGUAGCCAAUCGCAAACACCUCAAGCGGAAAACAUUGCUUCCAGGCGCCCGUUGGAGGCCAAACGGCCUGUAGUCAGCAUGGGCUUGUGGAGCUGUGUAGCGCAACUUGUCGAGUUAGAUGUCCGCAUGCCUUGGCUGUUGGGCUUCAUCUCCAUGCUCCAUCGUGGAGCGUUGGCCGGCCCAGGUAGGGUGGGUGAAACCGAUGGUGUAUUGGACAGGUUCCUCGCUCAUACUUUCCACACACGGAUCUUGAACCCCGCUUUCAUUCCAGUGGCGCUUCGCACUCUUCGUGCAACACUCUUCCCUAACAAUGCGCUCGGGCCCCCACGUCAGAUCCCAACUGAUGAGGAGAUCGAGGCGAUCAAGCACUGUUGUGCCGCUACGCUGCUAGACUUAGUACCACCUAAAGUAGCAGCCGCUUUCUUCGCGAGUGACGGACGCGAUACUCAGGUUCGACAGAUCGAAGAUAUACUAGGCUGUCUUGAUGACGCCUAUCUCAACAAACAUCUCGUCUUUCAGAUUGUGGAACUGAUCGGACUACGCCUGUUUCCGGAGCUUGGAGAACAAGGCGUCAAAGACUUACUGGACGAACGUAUCAGCUGA